ACGACAGUGUAACGUCCUUCCGUUUUCCGACAGCACAGCGUGGUGGAGGUCAGAGAUGCUGUUUUACGCAACCGGCAAUCAAAAAGAACUUGUCCUUCAACUGUAUCGUUAGACAUUCGGCAUUUUAGUUAUAAAGGAGAGUAACUUGGUAUCUAUAUAAUCACUGAAAGACACUGUAUGAGCUGUUUGCCUGAUUUACUUACAGAUCCAGCUGUUCGCAUUAGUUUCAUCUUAUCAGGUUAGUUAUCAGGCCUGUCAUCGUAGGGAUCAUGGAUAACAACACUCCGGGAUCAGGCACCUAUAAAUUUGGCAGCAUUUUUGGUGGUGGGGCAUCCGAGUAUUCAAACACAGCUCUCUCUGGAGUGUCAUUGACUGGAGUGAACCCGAUCUCGCCCUACCUCAAUGUUGACCCUCGCUACCUUAUCCAGGAUACAGAUGAAUUCAUAUUGCCAAGUGGAGCUAACAAAACUCGUGGCCGCUUCGAACUAGCCUUCUUCACCAUUGGAGGAUCGUGCAUGACUGGUGCCGCUUUUGGAACGCUGAAUGGGCUUCGACUGGGCCUAAAGGAGACCCGAGACAUGGCAUGGUCAAAGCCCAGAAAUGUACAAAUUAUUAACAUGGUCACACGGCAGGGAGCGUCUUGGGCUAACACAUUAGGAUCAGUAGCUCUGCUGUACAGUGUGUUUGGUGUAGCCAUUGAAAAGGCCAGAGGAGCAGAAGACGACCUUAACACAGUAACUGCUGGCACAUUAACAGGGAUGAUGUUUAAAUCCACAGGUGGACUAAAAGGAGUUGCCAGAGGAGGUCUUCUUGGAUUAGCCCUAUCGGGAUUAUAUGCCCUUUACAACAACUGGGAUCACCUCAAAGGCAGGACUCCUAUGCAUUAUUGAAGAGGACCUUAAAACCAAACUGUGGACAUUUUUACUCUAAACUUACCCUUAUCCUCUUUUGUUCUAUGGCCAAAUGUUUGGCAUCCUUGGACCACCAUAUUUAUUACAGGCUUCACUGAAGGAGUAUGAUACCUUGUGUGAGGUGUAUAAUCAAAAAGAAAGAUUCAGCCGAGUAAAAUUUACUCAAAACAUAUGAAAUACAUGCAUAUGUAUGUGUUGUACUGCAGGCCAUCUCUAGGCUGACUGAUUAUAAUGGAUUAAAUGUGUUGUUCAAAAGUUAGGACUUAAAAUAAAUAAAUAAAUAUAUAUAUAUAUAUAUAUAUAUAUAUAUAUAUAUAUAUAUAUAUAUAUAUAUAUAUAUAUAUAUUAUUGUAAAGGUAUGGCUUUUUUACCCUUUUGACAGAUUUCACCAUGCCACUGAGAUUACAGUACCCAAUAUCAGACUUGUAGAAUGAUGACAGAAGAGUGGAGUGUGUGUGCAGUAGAUGGAAAUGGUCUUCAACACUGUAUACUCUAAAUAAAACAAUUUCUCCUGUUACGGUUACUGAAACCCA
This is a messenger RNA of Silurus meridionalis, 1444 nucleotides long. RefSeq names its product translocase of inner mitochondrial membrane 23 homolog a (yeast) (gene timm23a). The transcript is spliced from 7 exons. Gene Ontology annotation, molecular function: transmembrane protein transporter activity. Gene Ontology annotation, cellular component: TIM23 mitochondrial import inner membrane translocase complex; mitochondrial inner membrane. The coding region runs from base 270 to 890 and encodes 206 amino acids. The record is from RefSeq and is a predicted model, not a curated record. Lineage: Eukaryota; Metazoa; Chordata; Actinopteri; Siluriformes; Siluridae. Gene Ontology annotation, biological process: protein import into mitochondrial matrix.